AUGCUCAAGUCUCUCCCAUUCUUGUUGCUGGCUGCUACCGGCUCCCAAGCACUAUGGCUUGCAAUUGCGGACAUGACCUACUACACCAACACGAACGGCGGUGGACAAUAUGGUUCUCCCUUCUGCCAGGUUGGCAAGGGCGAUAAUCGCGACCAGGCUGCGUCUCAGGCUGGCAGCACCGUGCACGCAACCGCACUCGGGGGGGUUCAGAAGUGCAGUGAGCUGCCAUAUUCCAAGGGAAAUCAGUUAGGGGGUUUUUGGAACGACCAUGGCACCAUUAAUUACGAAGAUUCCAACUGGCAUUGGUACUGUAACCCCGGAAGUGGCUCUUCUGGUGCUUGCGAUGCUGGCAAUGGGGCUCCGAAGAGAAAGAGAUCGGUCGAUGGCGUCAAGGCUACAGAGUUUGUAGCCUAA
Molecule: messenger RNA, 414 nt
Organism: Pochonia chlamydosporia 170
Lineage: Eukaryota; Fungi; Ascomycota; Sordariomycetes; Hypocreales; Clavicipitaceae
Exons: 1
Coding region: 1-414 (137 amino acids)
Source: RefSeq, a predicted model, not a curated record